AUGGCUGUAAGAACAAGGGUCAUUUCACCACGUAUUCAUCAAAAACUUAAAUUAUCUACUAGUGCUGUUAAUGAAUUACAUGAUGUUCCAUUUAAAGAAUGUCAACAAUCAACACUUCGUUCAAGAGCAUUAUUAUCUCCACGUUUUACUGACCAUAAAUCAAUGUUUUCACCUAUUCAAAAGAAAUCACCAGAACAAGCACUUAGGUCUUUAUUAUUUGGUGAAACACCAUCUCUUCUUUAUUGUUAUUGUGAUUCUUUAUUAAAACAAACUGUGUCCCUAUCAGCAAUUAAUUCAUUAUUAGUAUUUUAUUCAUCUCGUGGUAAAGUUACAUUAUUAUUUACUAAACUUGGAGAAAAAGAAAUCAAUAAGUCAAAACAAGGAAUUCCUCUUUUUAGAGGAAAUACGUCUUUUAUUCGAUUGUAUAAUACCUAUGUUAUUACAUAUUGCAAUCACUAUCUAAUUGAUAUGGCAGAUAUAAUCGUUCAUGAAACAGACCAACCUUCAAUAAAUGAACAGUAUCAAAUAACAAAAUGGGUUAAAGCAUUUACAAAAUAUCUUGUUAAUAAUUUACAUUCUAUUUGUUCUCAUCAUAAAAGAAUUAUUAGGGAAUUAUGUCGUUAUGUUUCUCCUUCAUUAGAUAAUCAAAAGAGAAGACAAGUUUUUACAACAUUAUUCUUUCUUCGUUAUUUAUUUCUUCCAUUAAUAUCUUAUCCUUCACUUUUAAAAACACUUCAAAAAGCUAUUUCAGAAUGGUUAAAACAACCAGAAAAGUCACAACGUGAUCAAAAUGAUCCAAUGACAUCAUUUAAAAAUGCAAUUGAUAUUGUAUAUGAUUAUAUUAUUAAUUUUCCAGAUGGAAUGGAUGUUGGUAUGGUUGAUCAACGAAAACAAGAAGAAUCAUUAUGUCAUCUUAUUAGCAUUCUUAAAGAAAAUAUGCAUGUUCUUAGUAAUUGCUAUUCAGAUGACUUUUAUGAUAUCUUUAGUCUUGUAAAAGGAAAUCAAGUAGACAUUGCACCAACUAAUGUUGCCGCAUCAAUAAAUAAUAUUAAACAAUGGAAUGAAGACAAAAUUAAUACUAUGACAAAAAUUAAUGUUGAAUUAAAAGCAAAAAUUAGACAAAUGGAAUUGCAGAAUGAAAAAAUUAAACAACAAAUUAGAAGAAUCAAAUCAAUUUAA
Messenger RNA from Entamoeba nuttalli P19, 1179 nucleotides. RefSeq names its product GTPase-activator protein for Ras family GTPase. The transcript is spliced from 2 exons. Lineage: Eukaryota; Evosea; Mastigamoebida; Endamoebidae. The coding region runs from base 1 to 1179 and encodes 392 amino acids. The record is from RefSeq and is a predicted model, not a curated record.